Molecule: messenger RNA, 1421 nt
Organism: Sorghum bicolor (sorghum)
Lineage: Eukaryota; Viridiplantae; Streptophyta; Magnoliopsida; Poales; Poaceae
Product: tobamovirus multiplication protein 1
Exons: 11
Coding region: 222-1130 (302 amino acids)
Cellular component (GO): plant-type vacuole membrane
Source: RefSeq, a predicted model, not a curated record
UGAGCCAACCUUGUCCGUGUCCUCCUGCUGCCCCGCCGAUCGCACAAGUUGGCAACGGACACGAGGAAAGGAAAAGGAAAGCUGGUUGGGUUGGGCGGCCCGCUCCCCUUCGAGAACGCCGCCGCCGCCCGCUCCCCCCAUAUCCAUCUCUGUCUCCUCUCCUGUUGAUCUCUUCUCUCGCGGAAGAGCUCGCACUCAGAGGACAGAGAAGAGAGGAGGAGAUGAGGAAGCUAGUCUCCUCGCGCCUGGCGGCGCUGUCGUCGCCAGAGGUGGCGUCGGCCGCGGCCGCGGCGGGAGGCGCCGCGCUGGCGCUGCGGGGCUGGUGGGAGGAGGUGAACGACUCGCCGGCGUGGCAGGACGGGGCCUUCUUCUCCCUCUCCGCCGCCUACGCCCUCGUGUCCGCUGUCGCCCUGAUUCAAUUAAUCAGAAUUCAAUUGCGGGUGCCGGAAAUUGGUUGGACCACACAAAAGGUUUUUCAUCUCAUGAAUUUCAUUGUGAAUGGAGUUCGUUCAAUUAUAUUUGGAUUUCAUGCAUAUGUGUUCCUUCUUCAAAGAAAGGUGUAUACUUUAGUGCUGUUAGAUCUUCCUGGUCUCUUGUUUUUCUCGACCUACACAUUGCUUGUGCUAUUCUGGGCAGAGAUAUACCAUCAGGCUAAGCAUCUUCCCACUGACAAGCUAAGGACUAUAUACAUUGCAGUUAACAGUGUCAUAUAUGUAAUUCAGGUUUGUAUUUGGGUAUACCUUGGAAUAAAUGACAAUCCUCUCGUGGAGCUUGUGAGCAAAGUAUUCAUAUCAGCUGUCUCAUUUAUAGCUCUUCUAGGAUUCUUAAUCUAUGGUGGAAGGUUAUUUGUCAUGCUGAGACACUUCCCAAUUGAAUCGAAGGGGCGGAGAAAGAAGCUGAUUGAGGUUGGGACCGUGACAGCAAUUUGCUUUACCUGCUUCUUGAUAAGAUGCAUUGUGGUGGCAAUUUCAUCCUUUGAUCCCGAUCUAUCUCUUGAGGUUUUGGAUCAUCCAGUUUUGGAUUUCUUCUACUACAUGUUGACAGAGAUACUGCCCUCUGCCCUUGUACUAUUCGUCUUGCGGAAACUUCCUCCCAAGCGUGUAUCAGGGCAAUACAACUCUAUUCGCUAGAAGAUUUUGGCAUGUUAUGCUGAGAAAUCCUGAAAGACCAAAUUUUCCUAGAAUUAUGUUUGUCACAGAGCGAACUGUGUUAUUUGAGCAUGGCCUCUGAGAGGUAUUUUGUCAUCUUAGCGCCAUGGCUAUAUGAUAUAAGAGUACCCCGGUGCUAAAGGGCCAAUUUCUGGGGGGCAUUAUAUAUAUUAUAUUAAUCUCCCUGUACAAGUGACUUGUCUAUAUUUUUAUUAACUGUCUAACGGAAAGAACAGUUUCAGUUGAUUGAUUACUUUAUUUGCAUUUGUACCA